UCUCUCGUGAUAACCCGCGAUGAACUGCAGACUUAUCAGCACUACUUUACGGCCGGAUCGAGCAACGAAUGCUGACAGUUUACAGCGACCCAAAGAUGCAGCAGCAUGUCAGAAACAGGCUGUUCAAAAUCUCUCUUGCUGCUGAUUCUGUUACUUGCGUACCUCGGCCAGGUGCCUGGUGAGGGAGGUGCGUUUCAGCGCGUUUUCCAGACGGAGGAGACGGUGCGUCAAAACAAGGCGCAUGAGAUGCGUCGUCAGAUGAACCUUCGCGCCAGUCCCUGCAGCGAUUUCUACGAGUAUGCCUGCGGCAAUUGGGAAACGGAGUCCACGCCGCUGGCCAAGCUGGAACACCGCAUAGAUGUGGAUUUGAUGCGACUGCUGGAGGAGAGUGCACAUCGCAAGGACAGUGCUCUGGCACGUCAAGCCAAAGAAUUCUACCAAUCCUGCCUUGUGGCCCGGGCCCAUCAGAGUCAGCAGCAGCAGGACUUUCUCAGCGAUUUCAUUCAGCAAAACGGUGGCUUCCCAGCCGUUCCAGGCUCGAAGUGGGCUGCAUAUAACCUGGAAUACAACUGGGCCCAGGUAACGGGCCGACUGCGACGACACUAUGGCAUGGAUAUCCUCAUAGGGCUGCGCGUCAGCUACAACUAUGUCAGCGUGCAGGAGAAUAGUAUCUACUUAAGUGAGCCGACCACCUUAAUACCCAGGGAACUGUGCACCAAACGCCACCUCAAUGAACGCGAUUCGGCAUAUAAGGCGAUCGAACGGCUAGUGGCCAACCAACUUAAGACCUGGCUAGCAAUGGGCAAUGAGGAAUCCGCUCGACUCGCAGGCGAGAUUGUCAGCUUGGAACAUGAGCUGUGCGGUGGAAUGCAUGGCCUGGAACCUUGGAAUGCCGAACAGCAGCUCUACACGGCCAAUUUUACCCGAAAGACACUAUCUGAGCUUGCCCAGCUCUACGAUCUAGAUUUCAAGACAUAUGUGAGCAGCAUCUACGAUCAGACUAUCUUCAGGCCCGUCUACAUGGCAGCUCCUGACUAUUAUCGCCAACUGAAGCGCACACUGAGUAUCCGCAAUGGUACCCAGAUAGCCAACUAUGUCAUGUAUCGGGCAGUCGCUGCCCUCAUAUUUCCGCUAGAGGAUAAGCCGGAGCACAGGCCAGCCUACUGUUUGGCCACGGUUAAGCGCCUUUUGCCAGCUGCUUUGGGCGAGCUGUAUGCUAGUCAGUAUGUCACUGAGGAAUUUAGACUUCAGCUGCUUCAGCUUUACGACCAGUUGAAGGAUGCACUAAAGCGGAGCGUGAGCGCCGACUGGCUGGAAGAGGGCAGCAGACGCGUUGCUCAACGUAAGCUAAGCGAUCUACAAUUAUUACUGCCAAGUUACGAGCAACCUCUGGCACUGCGGCUAACUCUGGACCGAGGCAACUAUUGGCACAAUCUACGUCAGCUUUUGGAUGAGGUGCAGGCACAGCAGCUAAAGCGCCAACUUGAGGAGAGCCCGCCAAUGCCAGCCGAUCCUGUGGAGGCCUAUGAAACUCGGGUGCACUACCGGCCUGUCCAGCGGCGGCUUGAAAUGGGCUGGGCGCUGCUGCAGCCGCCCGACUACGAUGAGCGCUACGGCCAUGCCCUGCGCUACGCUACAGUAGGAACCGUGCUGGCACGGCAGAUGGCCACGGCUUUCGACGAGCUGCAUUGGUCGAUUGGCCUGCUCGAGCACGACAACUGGGACCCACUGACGGCUUAUAGGUAUCAGAAUCGAAGUGAAUGUUUUGGACGCCACGUGGAGGAGUAUCUGCAGCACAAUUCAACCGCCACACAGCUGCUAAUAAAUGCCAGUGCCGGUCUGAACAUUGCCUUUAACGCCUACCUCACAUGGCUGGGCUUGCAGGCACCCAACAAUGACUUCGUGCGUCUUACUAAGGAGACCCUGCCCGGGCUGAACUACUCCAACACAGCACUCUUCUUCCUAGCCUUCGCCCAGCAACACUGCAAUCCGAAGGAGCAGCAUUAUGGCGAGCCCAAUUUAUGGCCUACGAUCACGUAUAGUUUCCGACAAUCGCACAGCUGGACUCGUCUAGCAGUAAAUGGGCCCUUAAGAAACUUGGCAGAUUUCGCACGUGAAUUCCAUUGCCCAGCCGGAUCACCAAUGAAUCCUUCAGAAAAGUGUACCAUUUACUAAUGCAGCAGCCAAAUUCAUUGUAAAAAAUAUUGUACUGUAUCCUAUGUUAAACAUCACACAACACCUAGAUAGACUAGUUAUUUCUUUCGUUUAAGUAUUUUUUACUGACUAUUUACAAUAAUAAUUCCCAGCCCACAGUUAAUUUAAGAUAACAAUUAUUUAUAGAUACCA
Messenger RNA from Drosophila novamexicana, 2346 nucleotides. Its product is annotated as neprilysin-4. The coding region runs from base 106 to 2175 and encodes 689 amino acids. Lineage: Eukaryota; Metazoa; Arthropoda; Insecta; Diptera; Drosophilidae. Gene Ontology annotation, biological process: protein processing. Gene Ontology annotation, molecular function: metalloendopeptidase activity. Gene Ontology annotation, cellular component: plasma membrane. The transcript has a single exon. The record is from RefSeq and is a predicted model, not a curated record.